Molecule: messenger RNA, 1557 nt
Organism: Guyanagaster necrorhizus
Lineage: Eukaryota; Fungi; Basidiomycota; Agaricomycetes; Agaricales; Physalacriaceae
Exons: 4
Coding region: 1-1557 (518 amino acids)
Biological process (GO): regulation of DNA-templated transcription
Molecular function (GO): DNA-binding transcription factor activity; sequence-specific DNA binding
Source: RefSeq, a predicted model, not a curated record
AUGUCCUUCAAUGACAGGCAGGUUGCCUUGACUAGCGCCUUUCGCUCGUUCAAUACCAAAGUUCCUAUAUUUCUGCAAAAACUGUACAAAAUCGUCGACAGUCCAGAGACAAACGAAGCUAUUUCCUGGUCGGAGGAUGGAGAGUCAUUUAUUGUGUAUGACCAGGAGCGGUUAGCAAGGGACCAUCUUCCACAAUGGUUCAAACAUAACAAAUACCCUUCGUUCGUUCGCCAGCUCAACAACUACGGCUUCCAUAAAGUGAUUAACCUUCAACAAGGUGUAAUGAAAGCUAGCAUGGACAUAGAGCAGUCGCAGUACACGCAUCCCUGUUUCCAGCGUGGCAAGGAGGCCCAACUUAUCCUCGUCCGACCCACCAAGCAAGCGAAGGACCGUCCUACCAUUGAUCUUGAGCAGGGUAGCUCUUCUGCUUCCUCGGGUACUAAACAACAGUUGGACAUCCAUGCCGUGUUAAAUGGCGUAGCUGCAAUCAGAAAACAGCAAAUGGCAAUAACACAGGAUUUAGCCGAAUUGAAGCGCUCGGAUCGACUGCUGUGGGAAGAGGCACUGCAGUCACGGAAUCGACAUACAAAACUGCAGGACACGGUAAAUCGCAUUGUCAAGUUCCUGGCCACCCUGGUAUCGCAACCUAGCGGCAGCGGCGUCGCACAUCCCCAGCCUUCACGUUUGAUGAUUGAGGACUCCACUACGAGCGAGGUGGAGGUUGAGGAACACGACGACGACGACGGCAAAGACGCUGGGAUAGCUUCUGCUUUGCCAAAGUCAAAUAUCGAAAUAUCAAGUUCAACAUCUCCCGAAACAUCCUCCUUCAUCGCCCCAGCAACAGAUUUUGAAUAUCCCUCAUUUAGUCCGACUGUACCGAUAGAUCCAUCAGCAGUUCUACAAACGGUGACAAACCAGCCAAUCUCCUCCCCUCUCCCUUCCCCCGACAAACUUAGCUCUAUUUUUGACGGAAUGUCUAACUCCGACUGGGAUAUGUUCUCCUCCUUACUAGGCUCUCUCUCCUCCCAGAUAGACUUCGGUCAGCUCUCUCUUUCCGAUCUGGGCCAGUCAUCUCCACGUCUUCCUUUGACAUCUGGCGACAAUACUUGCGCACAGUCCCUAUCUAGUGAAAGUCUCGUCCCAGUCGAUGGCCAGAGCCUUGACACAUUUAACAAGACCAUCGGAGACAUUGAUAAUGCCGUCAAUGCACUUGACUGUGAUAUAGAUUUGCUGAGCAGCGCCUUGGGAAUACCAUCUGAUGGCCUGCCAAUCGGUGAUGAUGGGAUUGAUUACAGCGCUUUCUUCAAUUACGCGACCCCUCCACCCGAUAUCCCCGAUUCCUCUGUCGGCACCGGAUUUUUGACCGAUGUCCCUGUUGGCGUAGCCUCCCCGGCUAACAGCAGCCGGCAUGGGUCUCUACAACCUGACGGUCAAGAUGUGGAUGCUGGACCAGUAACCGUAGGUAUAAAGCGGAAACUAGACAAUACAGACCUGGAGCCUCCCCCUGUAGUUCCCAAACCUCCUCCGGCCCUUGUGUCGUCUUCGAGCCUGGAGUGA